Melospiza georgiana is the source of this 2149-nucleotide messenger RNA. It is a transcript of the gene NHLRC1, whose product is annotated as NHL repeat containing E3 ubiquitin protein ligase 1. Lineage: Eukaryota; Metazoa; Chordata; Aves; Passeriformes; Passerellidae. Gene Ontology annotation, molecular function: translation repressor activity; protein binding; ubiquitin protein ligase activity. Gene Ontology annotation, biological process: proteasome-mediated ubiquitin-dependent protein catabolic process; negative regulation of translation; protein polyubiquitination. The transcript has 2 exons. Bases 25 to 1185 code for a protein of 386 amino acids. The record is from RefSeq and is a predicted model, not a curated record.
UCCGGUCGCUCUCCUCAGGCGGGGAUGGCGGCGGAGGACGAGGCGGAGCUGAGCCUGCUGGAGUGCCGGGUGUGCUUCGAGCCGUACGGCCCCGACGGGCAGCGGCGGCCGCUCAACCUGCCCUGCGGGCACGUCCUCUGCCGGGGCUGCGUGGGGGCCCUGGCCGGCGCCGAGCGCCAGAGGCUGGAGUGUCCCUUCUGCCGGCGGCUCUGCGGGCCCGCCGACACCAGCGAGUGCCGCCCGCUGCUGCAGCUGCUGGAGCUCCUGGGCCCCGCCGGCGGCGGCCUCGCCUCGGCCCUGGGCAGGAGCGGCGGCGCGGCGGCGGCGGCGGCCCCCGCGGGGCUCGGGCUGCGGCUGUGCCUGGGGGGCUGGGGGUCGCUGGUGAACCCCACCGGAGUGGCGGCCUGCCCCGGGUCCGGCCGCCUGGCCGUGGCACACGACGGCAAGAAGAGGAUCCACGUCUUCGGGCCGAGCGGGUUCUGCCUGCGGCGGUUCGGGGAGCGGGGGGACGCGAACAACGACAUCAAGUACGCGCUCGAUGUGACGGUCACGUCGGACGGACACGUGGUGGUCACCGACGGCGGGGACUGCUCCGUGAAAGCCUUCGAUUCUGAGGGAAGGGGGGUCCUGGCCGUGCGGGAAGGCUUCUGUUUGCCCUGGGGCUUGGAUGCCGCCGCCAAGAGCGAAGUGAUCCUGACCGACUCGGAGGCUGGCGCGCUGUACCGCUUGGCGGCCGACUUCCAAAGGGGGGAAUUAAAGAAGUGCCAGAUGAUCCGUUCCCGGCUUGUCAGCCCCAGAGCUGUCGCUGUCUGCCAGAGCUCGGGAGCUGUCGUGGUAGUAGAGCACCUGAAAGCCAGAGGUCCGAGCAAGGGCAGCACCCGAGUGACGAUACUCAGUGCGGAGAUGGAUCUCAUCGGCCAGGUGGACAGCUUCGGUCUGAACCUCGUUUUCCCCUCCAGAAUAUACGCUACGGCUGUGGCCUUUGACAGAGAAGGUCGUGUUAUAGUAACAGAUGUUUGUAGCCGGGCUGUCAUAUGCUUAGGGAAACCUGAGGAAUUUCCUAGCUUUAACCCUCUAAUUAGCCACGGGCUUUCUUACCCUGUCGGACUGACUUACACGGCAAACAACUCCCUCGUCGUUUUAGACAGCGGUGAUCAUUCAGUGAAAGUAUAUAGCUCUACCUGAGUGGGCUCAGAUGCUUCCUGCUGCAGGCUCAAGCUGCUUCUGGCCAUAAAGCAUGCGGAGUUCUGGAGUUUGUAGGAGUGGAGGGAGGAGGCGGUUGUGGGGCUCUGAGUGUGAAAUCACCCUCCGACCAACACGCCGUGCUUCCUGCAAAACUUGUGUCACGUCUCUUGCCUACCUGUGGGAGAGGACCUGGCUGUUGCUGCCUGUAGCCAACAAGAAAUCAACCAAACAAAUCACUUAGCAUUUUAAAACUAUUCCAUGCCUUGACAACAAGUGGUUUUGGUUCUUUUUGACACAUAAUCAAAGACCAGCAAGUGUGAAAGUAAUGCAUCAUUUAUUUACAUUUCCCAGCACAUAGUUACCACUAUGCUUAAUUAAGUAUAGAUACACUCCUGACAGAACUGUUUCCGGGAAUUGUGCACAAGGAAGGAGAUUGCCUUGACAGAAUGAUAGGAGAAAUGGAAGCCUCCAUUCAAGGUUGCAUAAAUCCAGCUAAAAUCAUUGUGAUGGAGGAGCUACCACUGAUGACAAGGAACGUUUCAGCUCGAUGGAGAUGUGACUAUGCCUGUCCUGGGAACAUUCAUUUGUUGUAAUUGUUCACCUCUGAUCCCAGUGUGAGAGCUACUGUGGAGCAGCCAGGGUGGGCAUGGAGGCAGAGCUAGGGUCUAGCAGAGGGCAUCACCCCAGCGAGGUGAAACCAAUCAGGUAAUUCAAAACAUUUGUAAAUAAGCCUGAAAGCACAGAUUUAGUCUGUUCAUCACAGAAAGCCAACUCUGUUCAGAGCUGAGGUAGGUUUAAACUGCAGUGCCUGUUCAAAGCUAUUUACCUUGUGUAGCUUUGAGCAGCACCUGUCAGGCAGGGUAAUGUUUAGGUGCAUAUGUUCUGCAUUUGUUCUUGAUGCUGGCAGUUCAAACUGCUUCAUUUUUUUUCUGAGUGUCAAAAGAGCAUUUGUCACUUCAGCCCC